CCUAAUAAAAUUCCCAAAUUUCCCAGACAUAGGCGUCACUGAUAUUGGGUAAUAAUUAUUGGUGAGCUAUCACAACAGUAUUCCCUCCCAAAUAGUUCCGAUAUCGCGAACGACACGAACACAUUUUAAAUUUUUAAAUUUUAACACAUUUUCGCUCCUUCGUGCUGUCCAGUGUCCCGUGUCUCGAGUUUCGAUUUUUGCUCCUUCGUGCUGUCCACCUUAACUAAUUUCAAAUAUGCCUUCAAAUCGGUGUAUGGUCAUUGGAUGUGAUACUACGCACGACAAUAAAAGUAUUCUUCGACAUCGCUUUCCGAAGAACAAGGAAACUUGUAACAUAUGGGUUGAAAGAACUGGAAAUAAUAAACUAUUGAACAAAACUAUUGAACAAAUUGUUAAAUCUUAUGUUAUGUGUGAUAAACAUUUUGAUGAUAGUUGUAAGAGCCCUGGUUUUAAGAAACUCAUUGUUGGUUCAAUUCCAACACUUAAUCUACCAGGUAAAAACUUAAUUAAAUUGUAUUAUUAUAGAAAUCACACAUCCAGAGGUGAUACUGCCCUGUGAGGGGUAAAUACCUGACAGAAGUUUUGUACACCAGAUUACUGAUUUCAAUGAUUAUACCUAUGAUUACCCAUGAUUCACUACAAAGAUUACCUAUGAUUACCUAUGAUUACCUAUGAUUACCCCUAUGAUUACCAUCACCUUGUACACUGAUUACCCCAAAGGUGUUUACCCCUCGUUGCCCUGUUAUUUGUUUACUUGCAGAAUUUUUAACUAUAUGCAAUUAAUAUUCAAGGAGAACGCCUGUGGAUAAUUGUAGUAUAUAAUUAAUGUGAUAUUAUUUAUUUAUGUUCUAUAGAAAUAAUUUUUAUUGAUUCUUCACAUCAAACAAUUUCUUAAAACAUUGUUUUAAGAUCUUUUUGUUGUUAUUUUAAAAUCUCUUCGUUGAUGUUCAAGUGGUCUCAUAUAUAUUUUACUUGAAAUUUAAUUAAGUAAGUAUUAUAAACUAUAAAUGGUUAUAAUUAUUAUCAAAAU
Messenger RNA from Myzus persicae (green peach aphid), 1030 nucleotides. Its product is annotated as 52 kDa repressor of the inhibitor of the protein kinase-like. Lineage: Eukaryota; Metazoa; Arthropoda; Insecta; Hemiptera; Aphididae. Gene Ontology annotation, molecular function: sequence-specific DNA binding. Bases 236 to 559 code for a protein of 107 amino acids. The record is from RefSeq and is a predicted model, not a curated record. The transcript has a single exon.